UCUAACCUAACAAAUCUGAUAAAACGGCAUGGCGAAUGCGUGAAAGUGCACAGCGCAUUCACUUUCGCAGCGAAUGCAGCUUCUCAAGCGCAGUUUGCAUCAUAUCGCCCGUAGAAUACGGGCGCAUCUCGUUUUCAGCAACCCUUCACUUAUUAGGCUACCUGUCAGAAACGUCGCUACUACUGUCAGCUUAUUCGAUUUCAGCCAGUGGGGCACCAAAAAGGCGAAUAGAAAGCUAAAGAUUGCCCUCGCGCUCGAUAUGAUGGAUCCUAAAGUCGAGGAAGCUCUGACAAAACUCCGCGCCGACGUCAAGGAACAAGGUGAUUAUGUACGGAAGUUAAAAUCAAAUGGCGCUCCAGAAUUGGACAUCAAAAAAGCUGUUGCAGAAUUGAAGUCGCGCAAAAAGAUACUAGAAGAUAAGGAACUGUCUUUAGCUUUCAAUCAUAUAACAUUUGACAGGGCAAGGAUGGAGGAUCUCUUAAAACGUAGAUUUUAUCUAGAUCAAUCCUUUGCUAUUUAUGGAGGCAUCACAGGUCAAUAUGACUUUGGACCUAUGGGCUGUUCCCUGAAAACAAACUUGAUUAAUGUUUGGAGAAAUUUUUUUGUUUUGGAGGAACAGAUGCUUGAGGUUGAUUGUUCCAUUUUGACACCUGAGCCAGUAUUAAAGGCAUCCGGCCAUGUGGAUCGAUUCGCCGAUGUGAUGGUGAAAGAUAUGAAAACUGGCGAAUGCUUUCGAUUGGAUCAUUUGAUCAAAGCACAUCUAGAAAAGAUAAUUUGCGAUAAGAAAACAAGUGAAGAGACACGUCAAGAAUGUAGAAAUAUCAUCACCAAACUUGAUGGCAUGACAGAGGAUCAAAUGAUUACUGUUCUACGGAAAUAUAACAUGAAAUCACCAGUUACUGGUAAUGAUUUAUCGGAGCCAGUAGAAUUCAACCUGAUGUUUGGUACUCAAAUUGGACCAUCUGGACUUGUCAAGGCUUUCUUAAGACCAGAAACAGCUCAAGGUAUCUUCGUGAAUUUUAAAAGAUUGCUGGCAUUCAAUCAGGAGCGGUUACCAUUUGCUGCAGCACAAAUCGGCAACGCUUUCAGGAACGAAAUUUCGCCACGAUCUGGUCUCAUACGUGUUCGAGAAUUCACCAUGGCAGAGAUCGAGCAUUUUUGCGAUCCAAGUGAUAAAAGUCAUCCCAAGUUCAAAACAGUAGAGGAUAUAAGCAUGCUGCUGUAUUCGGCUUGCAAUCAGAUGGAUGGUAUAAGAGCGCAAGAUAUUACUAUAGGCGACGCCGUUUCAACCGGCUUGGUAGCUAAUGAAACGCUAGGUUAUUAUAUGGCUAGAAUUUAUCAGUUCCUGGUGAAGAUUGGCGUCGAUUCGAGUCGGUUACGAUUCCGUCAACACAUGAGCACUGAAAUGGCACAUUAUGCUAGCGAUUGUUGGGACGCCGAAUGUCUGACUUCGUACGGAUGGGUAGAGUGUGUAGGAUGCGCUGACCGAUCAGCCUACGAUUUGAGACAGCAUACUGAGGCCACCGGCGUGAAACUAGUAGCGGAAAAAAAAUUGCCUGCCCCGAAAACUGUGGAUGUUUGUGAGAUCGUGCCAGACAAGGUAUUGAUCGGUAAAACUUUUAAGCAAUACAGUAAAGCUAUUCUAGACAUGUUGGCAAAGUUAAGUGAAGAUGAGAUUGUAGCCUUAGAAAAAGUUCUCACGGAGAGUGGAGAAAAAACAUUGGAACUGCCUAAUCAUACCAGUGUACAGAUCACCAAAGCUAUGAUAGAAGUAAAACGUUAUCAAAAGACCGUUCAUGUUGAAGAGAUCAUACCCUCGGUGAUCGAGCCUUCUUUCGGCAUCGGUCGCAUCAUGUACACCUUAUUUGAACAUAAUUUCAAAGCAAGAAAAGAUGACGAGAAGAGGACAUAUUUUUCUCUCCCAUCAGUAAUAGCGCCGUUGAAGUGUGCGGUGUUGCCACUCAGUGGUAAUGAGGAAUUCGUGCCGUUUGUAAAAAAAUUAUCCCAAGAUCUUACGAAAGCGGAAGUCUCGCACAAAGUGGACGAUUCUUCCGGCAGCAUAGGACGCAGAUAUGCUCGUACUGACGAAAUAGCGAUACCAUUUGGCAUUACUAUCGAUUUUGAUUCCUUGAAGGUGCCUCACAGCGCAACACUCAGAGAUAGAGACAGCAUGGAACAAGUUCGGAUAAACUUAGAUGAAUUGCCUGAUGUUGUGAGAGAUCUUUCCUAUGGAAGAACUACUUGGGUAAAGGUGAAGACAAAAUAUCCCUUGUUUGAACAACAAGAAUCAACAGAAUCAUAAAGAAUAUAGGUCUGAAAAUAAUUUCUACUAUAUAGGGAUUUAUAUAGAAAUUAUAUAUGAAAAUUUUUUAUAUAUUCAGCUUGAGGUGCUUAUCAAUGUAUACAUCAUUAAUUUAUGGAAAUAUUAAUAUUCAAGAUUUAUUAAUUAAGAAAUUCAUGUUUUCAUCUUCACAGAUUUUGCAAAUUUAUAUAUAUGUAUUUAUAUAUUUAGCCAGAAGAAAAUGUGUGAAAAUUAUGAGAAUACAUAGCUAAUAUAAAAUACUGUUUGAUAUAAA
This is a messenger RNA of Camponotus floridanus (Florida carpenter ant), 2576 nucleotides long. It is a transcript of the gene GlyRS, whose product is annotated as glycine--tRNA ligase. Gene Ontology annotation, molecular function: glycine-tRNA ligase activity; ATP binding. Gene Ontology annotation, cellular component: cytoplasm; mitochondrion. Lineage: Eukaryota; Metazoa; Arthropoda; Insecta; Hymenoptera; Formicidae. Bases 74 to 2302 code for a protein of 742 amino acids. Gene Ontology annotation, biological process: mitochondrial glycyl-tRNA aminoacylation. The transcript has 4 exons. The record is from RefSeq and is a predicted model, not a curated record.